This is a messenger RNA of Eleginops maclovinus (Patagonian blennie), 9636 nucleotides long. RefSeq names its product plexin A1b (gene plxna1b). The record is from RefSeq and is a predicted model, not a curated record. The coding region runs from base 384 to 6065 and encodes 1893 amino acids. Gene Ontology annotation, molecular function: protein binding; semaphorin receptor activity. Gene Ontology annotation, biological process: negative regulation of cell adhesion; regulation of GTPase activity; semaphorin-plexin signaling pathway involved in axon guidance. NCBI's taxonomy places the organism in Eukaryota, Metazoa, Chordata, Actinopteri, Perciformes, Eleginopidae. Gene Ontology annotation, cellular component: plasma membrane; semaphorin receptor complex. The transcript is spliced from 32 exons.
CGCAGGGAGCCGCCGGAGAGAGAGCACCUCCGACACCAGAGAGGAAUGUCCCCAAGUUUUGGAAUUUAAAACCAUGGCGAGGAUAUCUAACCUACGGAUCACUUGAAACUGGCUCCCACCUCGUGCCUCUGUGGAUGAUGUUCCUGAUGACGGCUUGCAACACUGAGAGUGGGACAGCCGAUCAAUAGGAGUUUUGUUGCCCCCCCCCCCUUCAUCCUGCUCUCUCUCCCUAUAACUGUCCUCCAUUAUUCCUGGACAGAAGAGUAAUAAACGAAAGAAAAUCCUGACUUAGCUCUUGGUACCAGAGCUUGUACUCCUCCUCCUUCUCCUCCUUUCUUUCUCCUUCCCCAACCCCCUAAGCCUUGCCUCUAAACAGCCCAGAUAUGUGUCCCCUAUCUCGGUCAGCGACUUCCCCGGGCCAGGGGAACUUGUGUCUCCUCUUGGGGUUUUUGCUUAUCAUGAGCUCAUCCCUCUCUGGAGCCCAACCCCCGCCAUUUAAACGUUUUGCUCCCACUGAGUCGGGGCUUACACAUCUGGCCAUCCACAACAAAACUGGAGAAGUAUAUGUGGGAGCCGUCAACUGGAUUUUUAAGCUGUCUAGCAACUUGACCAAACUGCGUAGCCACAUGACUGGCCCAGUUGUCGACAAUGAGAAGUGCUACCCUCCGCCCAGUGUCCAAUCCUGCCCUCAUGAGCUAGCCCAGACCCCAAAUGUGAACAAGCUUCUUCUCAUAGACUAUGACCCAAACCGCCUCAUUGCCUGUGGCAGCACUUCACAGGGGAUCUGUCAGUUCCUACGUCUGGACGACCUCUUUAAACUCGGCGAGCCGCACCACCGCAAGGAACACUACCUCUCCAGUGUGGCAGAGUCCGGUACUAUGUCCGGGGUCAUCAUAAGCUCUCCGCACAGUACCACCAGCAAGUUAUUCAUCGGAACCCCUAUUGAUGGCAAAUCUGAGUACUUCCCCACCCUGUCUAGCCGCAAGCUGAUGGAGAAUGAAGAAAAUGCCGAAAUGUUCAGCUUUGUCUAUCAGGAUGAGUUUGUCUCCUCUCAACUGAAGAUCCCCUCGGACACUUUGUCCAAAUUCCCUGCUUUCGACAUUUAUUAUGUUUACAGCUUCAGCAGCGAGCAGUUUGUUUAUUACCUAACAAUGCAGCUGGAUACUCAAUUGACUUCCCCAGAUGCUAGUGGAGAGCAGUUCUUCACUUCCAAAAUAGUCCGCCUCUGCGUGGACGACCCCAAGUUUUACUCCUACGUCGAGUUUCCCAUUGGCUGCACUAAAGAUGGGGUAGAGUACCGCCUGGUGCAGGAUGCCUUCUUGGCUCGGCCGGGCCGGCAGCUGGCCAACUCCCUGGGGAUCUCCGAGAAUGAAGACAUCCUCUUCACAGUCUUCUCUCAGGGUCAGAAGAAUCGGGCCAAACCACCCAAAGAGUCAGCAUUGUGUCUGUUCACCCUGAGGAGGAUAAAGGAGAAGAUCAAAGAGAGAAUUCAGUCCUGCUACAAGGGAGACGGCAAACUCUCCUUACCCUGGCUGCUCAACAAGGAGCUCGCCUGCAUCAACUCGCCACUGCAGAUAGACGAUAACUUCUGCGGUCAGGACUUCAACCAACCUCUGGGGGGAACCAGCACCAUCGAGGGCAUCCCCCUCUUCAUCGACAAAGAUGAUGGCAUGACCUCCGUCGCAGCUUACGACUACCGUGGGAACACCGUGGCAUUUGUUGGAACGCGGAAUGGAAAACUUAAGAAGAUCUUGGUGAACUCUGUGAGUCCCAACCGUCCAGCAGUGCUCUACGAGAAGGUCACAGUGAGCAAGGCAGGAAAUCCCUUACUGCGAGACAUGAUGUUCAGCCCGGACCAGUCGCACAUCUACACACUGACCGACAGACAGGUGGUGAGAGUCCCUGUGGAAAGCUGCGAGCAGUAUACCACUUGUGGGGAGUGUUUGGGCUCCAGAGACCCUCACUGUGGAUGGUGUGUCCUCCACAAUGUAUGUUCACGAAAGGACCGAUGUGAUCGAGCCGGAGAGCCGCAGAGGUUUGCUUCAGACCAGAGGCAGUGUGUGGAGCUUACCGUUCAACCCAGAAAUAUCUCUGUCACCAUGUCUGAAGUCCAGCUGGUCCUCGAGGCUCGUAACGUGCCUGAUCUGUCAGCGGGGGUCAACUGCUCCUUCGAGGACUAUGUGGAGACGGAGGGACAGAUCCAGGGUGGUCACAUUUUCUGCCUGUCUCCCUCCGUCCGGGAAAUCAUCCCAAUCACCAGGAACAAAGGUGACAAGCGAGUGGUAAAGCUCUAUCUGAAGUCAAAGGAGACGGGCAAGAAGUUCGCCAGCGUUGAUUUUGUUUUCUACAACUGCAGCGUCCACCAGUCCUGCCUCUCCUGUGUGAACGGCUCGUUCCCAUGCCACUGGUGCAAGUACCGCCACAUGUGCACUCAGAACGCCAAUGACUGCUCUUUCCAGGAGGGACGCGUCAAUGUCUCUGAGGACUGCCCUCAGAUCCUUCCCUCAACGCAGAUCUACAUCCCUGUGGGGGUGACCAAGCCAAUCACUUUAGCCGCCAAGAACCUGCCUCAGCCCCAGUCGGGACAGAGGAACUACGAGUGUGUCUUCCACAUCCAGGGGGAGACGCACAAUGUGCCCGCCCUGCGCUUCAACAGCACCUCCAUCCAGUGCCAGAAAACAGCGUAUGCCUAUGAGGGCAAUGACAUCAGCGACCUGCCGGUGGAUUUGUCUGUGGUCUGGAACGGAAACUUUGUCAUCGACAACCCGUACAACAUCCAAGCCCACCUAUAUAAAUGCUACGCCCUGAGGGACAGCUGCGGGAUGUGUCUGAAGGCAAACCCCAGGUUUGAGUGCGGCUGGUGCGUACAGGAGAAGAAGUGCUCCAUGAGGCAGGAGUGUACUCCAGCAGAGAGCUCUUGGAUGCACGCCACCACAGGAAACAGCCGCUGUGCGCACCCCAAGAUCAUCAAGUUGUCUCCGGAGACAGGACCCCGACAGGGAGGAACCAUGCUGACCAUCACGGGGGAGAACCUCGGUCUACAGUUCAAAGACAUCCAGAAUGGAGUCCGCAUCGGCAAGGUGGCCUGUAACCCUCAGGAGGACCAAUACAUCAGUGCUGAGCAGAUUGUGUGCCAGCUGAAUGACGCAACAGGUUACAGGGUGCAGGAGGCCCAGGUAGAAGUGUGUGUUAGGGAUUGCAUUCACCCAGACUACAAAGCCACCUCCACCAAGGCCUUCACGUUUGUGUCUCCGUACUUCACACGGGUCGUUCCUUCCACUGGGCCACUGUCUGGAGGAACAAGGAUCACUAUUGAAGGCAGUAAUCUCAACGCAGGCAGUGCUGUAUCUGUGAAGAUUGGACUUCACCCAUGCCGCUUUGUGAGGCGGAGCAACAAAGAGAUAGUGUGUGUGACCCCGUCAGGACAGGUCUCAGGAACUACGCCGGUCAUGGUGGACAUCAACUCUGCCGAGCUGAGGAACCCAGAGGUCAAGUUCAACUACUCAGAGGAUCCCACCAUCCUUAAGAUCGAGCCUGACUGGAGUAUCGCCAGUGGAGGAACCAUGUUGACCAUUACUGGAACCAAUCUGGCAACCAUCAAGGAGCCCAAAAUGAGAGCCAAGUAUGGAGCUGCCAAGUCAGAGAAUAACUGCACGGUUGUCAGCAACACAGUGAUGGUGUGCCUGGCGCCCUCUGUGGCCGCAUCAGAAAAAGUAUUCUCGGAGGCGGGCAGCAGUCCCGAUGAGAUCGGCUUUGUCAUGGACGACGUGCGCUCUGUGCUGGUGGUAAACGAGACUUUCAGCUACCACCCGGACCCCGUGUUCGAACCUCUGAGCCCCACGGGCAUGCUGGAGCUAAAGCCCAGCUCACCACUCAUACUCAAGGGCCGUAACCUAAUUCCUACAGCCCCGGGAAACACAAAGCUGAACUACACGGUGCUGAUCGGGGAGACUCUCUGCAUACUCACCCUGUCCGAGACCCAGCUGCUCUGUGAAUGGCCCAACCUGACCGGAGAACAUAAAGUCACUGUGCGUGUUGGAGGCUUUGAAUACUCUCCUGGGACCUUGCAGAUCUACUCAGACAGCCUGCUCACCCUCCCUGCCAUCAUCGGUAUUGGAGGAGGUGGUGGCCUGCUCCUGCUGGUUAUCAUUGUGGUGCUGAUUGCCUACAAGAGGAAGUCGCGGGAUGCCGACCGCACCCUCAAACGCCUGCAACUGCAGAUGGAUAACCUGGAGUCCAGAGUGGCACUCGAGUGCAAGGAAGCCUUUGCAGAGCUGCAGACAGACAUCCAUGAGCUGACUCAGGAGCUGGACGGAGCAGGAAUCCCCUUCCUGGACUACCGCACCUACGCCAUGAGAGUCCUCUUUCCUGGGAUAGAGGACCACCCAGUGCUCAAGGAGAUGGAGGUACGGGUCCCCGCCAACACGGAGAAGGCCCUGACACUAUUCGGCCAGAUGCUGACCAAAAAGCACUUCCUGCUGACCUUCAUCCGCACCUUGGAGGCGCAGCGGUCCUUCUCCAUGCGGGACAGGGGCAAUGUGGCCUCCCUCAUCAUGACGGCGCUGCAGGGGGAGAUGGAGUACGCCACGGGGGUUCUCAAACAGCUCCUAUCUGACCUCAUCGACAAAAACCUGGAGAGCAAGAACCAUCCGAAGCUCUUGCUCAGGAGGACGGAGUCAGUUGCUGAGAAGAUGCUCACCAACUGGUUCACCUUCCUGCUUUACAAGUUCCUCAAGGAGUGUGCUGGUGAGCCGCUCUUCAUGCUGUACUGCGCCAUGAAGCAGCAAAUGGAAAAGGGACCAAUAGACUCAAUCACAGGAGAGGCCCGCUACUCCCUCAGCGAAGACAAACUCAUCAGGCAGCAGAUUGACUACAAGACUUUGACGCUGCAUUGUGUGAACCCGGAGAAUGAGAACGCUCCGGAGGUGACAGUGAAGAGCCUGAACUGUGACACCGUCACUCAGGUGAAGGAGAAGCUGCUGGACGCUGUGUACAAGGGAACACCCUACUCCCAGAGACCAAAGGCCUCAGAUAUGGAUCUGGAAUGGCGGCAGGGUAGGAUGGCACGCAUCAUCCUGCAGGACGAGGAUGUCACCACUAAGAUCGACAAUGACUGGAAGAGACUCAACACCCUGGCUCACUAUCAGGUGACCGACGGCUCAGUGAUUGCCCUGGUGCCUAAACAGAACUCAGCCUACAACAUCUCCAACUCCUCCACAUUCACCAAGUCUCUCAGCAGAUACGAGAGCAUGCUGAGGACAGCCAGCAGUCCAGACAGCCUGCGCUCCCGGACACCGAUGAUCACCCCCGACCUGGAGAGUGGCACCAAACUGUGGCACCUGGUGAAGAACCACGAUCACUCAGACCAGAGGGAAGGAGACAGAGGGAGCAAGAUGGUCUCUGAGAUCUACCUGACAAGACUGCUGGCCACAAAGGGUACGCUCCAGAAGUUUGUGGAUGACCUGUUCGAGACCAUCUUCAGCACGGCGCACCGAGGGAGUGCCCUGCCUCUCGCCAUCAAGUACAUGUUUGACUUCCUGGACGAGCAGGCAGACAAACACUCCAUAUCAGACUCUGAUGUGCGGCACACUUGGAAGAGCAACUGUCUUCCACUGCGGUUCUGGGUGAACGUUAUCAAAAACCCCCAGUUUGUCUUUGACAUCCAUAAGAACAGCAUCACAGACGCCUGCCUGUCUGUGGUGGCUCAAACCUUCAUGGACUCCUGUUCAACAUCUGAGCAUAAACUAGGGAAGGACUCGCCUUCUAACAAGCUGCUCUAUGCUAAAGACAUCCCCAAUUAUAAGAACUGGGUAGAAAGGUACUACUCUGACAUCUCCAGGAUGCCGGUCAUCAGCGACCAGGACAUGAGUGCAUACCUGGCGGAGCAGUCGCGCCUGCACGCCAACCAGUUCAACAGCAUGUCCGCCCUAAACGAGAUCUACUCCUACAUUGUCAAGUACAAGGAUGAGAUCUUGUCGGCUUUGGAGCGGGACGAGCAGGCAAGGCGACAGAGACUGAGGAGCAAGCUGGAGCAGGUCAUCGACACAAUGGCCCUGAGCAGCUGAGGACCAUCCUGCACCUCCAUCUCCUCCUUCUCUUCACUCCUCCUCUCCAUCUGUGUCUCUCAAUCGUUCCUCUCAACCAGACAACAAACAAAACUCCAACCCCCAACAAUACGACAGACAAACUGCAAAAGGACUGACGCAGAAUACUGCAAAAUGGGGGGGUUCGGCAGAGAUGGGCGGGCCUGUGUACGCUUACAUGUGUAUGUGUGUGUUUGUCUGCAGCCCCAUACAGCGUGUGGGCUCGUGUCUGUGUGAGAGACUGGGACGCCAGACGUUUUCACACACGCAUACAUGGAGAAACAUGUCAACUGACAGCAUUUGAUUAUUGUUGAUGUUGGUGUUUGUCGUUUGCUUGAUUUUGAUUUCUGGAGUUUUUUCGUGAUGAAGCGGUGGUCAGGAAAGAAACAAUGAAAGCCCGGAAAGGAACUCCAUUUAUGGCACCAUUUGCAGGAUGGACCAAUCUGUGACGAGCCAAUGGAGAAAGGCUCUUUAGGUCAUGUGACUCCAACGUGUCACAGUUUUAAAGGAUGUUAGAUUUUUCUCUUUUUGUUUUUCUUUUUUGUAUAGAUGUAAUCAACUGCCCACUCUCUGAUCUCUCGCCACUUGUAUUACUGCUGAAUUUGCACAAUUUACAGAAACGUUACAAAGGAAGACGAUAUAGAUAUUAUAUAUAAAUACAGCUACCUUUUUAAAGAAAGAAUAGGGAGAAAAACAUUUUUGUUGUUUUUUUUCUCAUUUUAAACCAACAAACAGAAUAAAAAUAACAACAAUAAAACAUGAUUUGAUAUUUCAAGUACAAAAGAAAAACAACGUAGACAAAAAAAAAAACAACGAAAAACAAACUAAAAAGUCGUACUGUGCCAUGUUUUCUUUGAAUGUUGUUUAGUGCAAAGACAUUUUGUUAGAUGGAAUGUGCUACCGUAUGAUUUUAAGUAUGCCUAGUGACUGAAACGAAUUGUUUGAGUAAUGACCCUUCAAAAGAUCCUUGUUGAAAAUGACUGGAAAGGACACAAAGAUGUCCGUCUUAUCGAGUUAGGACAGUUCACGGUGUCGUGGCGAUAACAUGAAGAUGCUGUUGUUUUUAAUUCAAUCAGUGCAAUCGUUUGGUUUCAGAAAACCAAAAAUAUACUCACAGGAUUGUUGCUUUAUCAUGGUCACGUUAGUAUCCAGCGCCACAGCUGGUUCUCCGAGGGGGAAGAAGUGACAGUAGAGUGGAUCAUGUUUUAGUAACUGAAUAAUGAAGUAGCUACAUUGCACUACCUGACAUAUUUCUGUUCCCCAAUACCACAUAGCCACCAUAUCUAACCAUGAGGAUUCCACAGGACCCCAGUUUGUGUUGCCUACCCAUGAAGGGUCAUGCAUUAUCCAAUAGUCCUGUUAGAGCAAAGCCAAAACCUCGGUGCUCUCAGACGCUGUUCACGUCUUUACAGAAGCAACAAUGAGGUCAGGUAGAGCGCAGACCUCAGUGGUGAAACAACGUGGAGAAAGCUCAAUGUUAAUACCCAUACAGAGGGACAUAGAAAAUAUAUACUGAGGUUUUCUCUCCACCUGUAACCUAUCUAUUUGAGACAGGGGUGUUAGCUUUUUAUCCAUAAUGGGGAGUAAAUGAAGAUACAGAGGUGAGACGCCUCUGUUCAUUAGCUCCACAAAGCUGAGUAAUCCUCCCCUUAGCCUGCAGCUCUUGUUUCAAAACUAGCCUUUUGCCAUGUGUGGCUUAAGCUUCUUUUUCUAUUACUGCUCUCUUAAGAACAUUUCUCUGUUUCUCUUUUUUUGAAGUCAGGGUUUUUGACUUGGUGGUGAGAAAAACAUUUUUUUUCUUUUGUUUGCUUGCCGAAAAACCAAACUGUGGUCUGUAAAAUGUUUUUGUUGUUUUAAUUUGUAAAUUGUAUACUUUUUCAUAAUGAACAAGAGCUGUUUGCCAUUUUUUCGUAAUCAGGUUGUUUUCAUCAUUUUAUUUUGAAUAUGUAAAUUGUACAUUUUAUGGUACACAGAAGACAACAUGUUUGCUUUGGUUUGCCUGAAAUUGAAGAACUCGAGGUUUAUUUUCCUGAUCUUAAGGAUCAAAAUGAAAUUGUUGCAUCAGAUGAGCAUCUGUGUCUUUGUGAUGGAAAUGUGACUUGCUGCUUUAACUCUUGUACCUUGUUUUUCUAUCAAACAUUAGGGCUGUCAUUUUAUGCUGAUCAUAGAUGCUGUCGCUGUCUAUUUUUCCGCCAGGUCUUUGAAAAAAAUCUCUCAUAUCCACGAAAAGUGAGCACAGCUCCCAGAUACAUGUCAACAGCACCAUUUUGUUUACAUGUCUUAGAUGUGACAUUGCUUUGUACCGCUGCAGCUACAUAUGAGCCUAAUUCAACUGGAUACCUGUAGGGACUAAAAGUUCACUCUGUACCUACCGAAUAUAUCUUGAGGGGCCCGUUUUAGGAAAGACAUUUCUCCUGUUCAGUUGAUAACGGUGGCUACUGUCAUAACAUAAUAUCUGUUAAAAUAUUAAAGAGAGUACUGCAAAACCUCCACCAAUAAUCCUUAGUCCACACUUUUGAAAAACAAGCUUUUUUUUCUUCUUCGGUAUGCAGCUGAGUUUUUGCUGCAGUCAUACACUUGAUGCUCUCACAAUAGAUCAAAGAGCAAGGAAAUCAGAGCUCAGGAGUGCUGUAAACAGCAGUGCUUUACAUGAUCAUUAUGAGCACUAUGUACAGUAGGGACACAUCCACCUGCUCCGUGCAAAAGCACACCGAGUGAAAGUCUGUGCUCGUUGAUGCUCGUUUUUUUUUAGGACACUUGAACACUCUCAAUUCAUUCUCAGGUUCAUGGUUAAUUUGUGUCGUAUUUUGGUUGUAAUUUGGUUGAUAAAAUGAGUGCUGCGGGAGUUGGGUAGUUUAUCGUUUGCAUGGCUACUUGCCUUUUUAAACAAAUUGUGAGAGGAACUUACCAGUCACCAUUCUUUAUCCUUCAUUUUGCACAGUUUGGUGUGAUAAUUGGCUCGUAUUAAGUGUUGUGGAGUUGGUAUACAGCAUGUCUGUUUAAGAGUGUCAGGAGGAAGCAUCAGGUGACUUAAAACCUGUCCCCAUUACAACAUGACGACUGCAGAGUUGCUGGGUUUUUGCUGUUUAAAUGAACAAAUGGCUUCAGUGUGAGCAGAGUCAGCACAUACUCAUGUAUCUCGUGUUUAAAUCUCAGCUCUUAAGACAUGCUUGGUCAUACUUUUGCCUUCCCACAAAAAAAAAAUAACAUUGUUGAAUCAAAUGCAAGUCCUGGCACCAUUUAUGUUUUCAGUUUUAUUUUUCAGGCUUUCUUCCGAUACUGGGGAAUACAGUGGUUUUCCUUUUUUUUGUAAACGGAAGUUACAUAAAAUCCAAGGAACGCAAGGCAAAUGAAUUCAGACAGAGCUGGCAAAGGAAUUUUAAUACUACAAUAACUCGGAUACAUUUUUAGAGUUUCUGACUUGAAGCGACUGUCACAAGUUUGCAGGUUAACAUUCAUUGUGUAAAUAUUCUGUUAUUUCCUAUUUUGCAGAUUUACUACUUGUAAAUAAACACGCAUCAAGGAGAGAUUAAACAUUUUUUGCUAAAUAAAA